GGAAUGUAAACAUUGAGUGAAUCAAACAUUUCUCACGAAUGCAUUCAAUGGAACCUCGCGUUGAAGUAGUGGUCACUCGUAUUGACACACAUUUAAGCCAUUAAUAUAUGGCCACAGCUUUGGCAGACAUUCCAUACGAUUGCGCUAUAAAUAGGCAUUGAAUUGACUGUAAGUGCCAUUCAUUGGCUAAUUGUGUCCCAAAUCGCAGUCAACUCAAGUCAAGCCAACAUAUAAUUCACAAACUGGUCGUCAAUACUGACCACACGUUUCGCCACAAUCUUUGCCAUCAAUUCACUCAUUGUUUUGAUUAUAUAUUUAUUGAUUAGAUUUAAUAAUUAGUUUUAUUUUGCAUUUUAUUUUAUAUUUUAUGUUAACUAUUGGCCCGAAAAACAAACCCCAAAACCCGAAGAAACCAAUGAAUUGGCCGUAAAUUUAGAUAUAUUUUUAUUAUUAGUUUAUUUUUUAUAUAUUAUAUAUAAUACACACCAAAAAGUGUGGUGUCUUUGAAAGUGUCCACUGAUUUCGAUGAUCGCAAACGACAUGUGUUUGUCUUCAACUCAACACAACCCGAGAUUCAACGCAUUGUUAACGCAAUUAUUGUUUUUGCUGUUUAUUUGCCAUUCAAUCCAUUGUAUGCCCGAAGAAGAGCGGAUCCAAUUGAGAGAUGAGGCGCGAGAGAUGUUUAAUCACGGAUACGACUCGUAUAUGGCGUACGCCUAUCCGGCCGACGAGUUG
Messenger RNA from Medioppia subpectinata, 735 nucleotides. The record is from the annotation of a GenBank genome assembly. NCBI's taxonomy places the organism in Eukaryota, Metazoa, Arthropoda, Arachnida, Sarcoptiformes, Oppiidae.